Messenger RNA from Ectocarpus sp. CCAP 1310/34, 523 nucleotides. Lineage: Eukaryota; Phaeophyceae; Ectocarpales; Ectocarpaceae. The record is from the annotation of a GenBank genome assembly.
AUGGCAUAUCUGGUUUGGCACAGCACACGCAAGGAGGGUGACCAGCUUCUGGUUGAUCCUUGUGUAAUUUGCGUGGACAAGCUCUGCGGGAUUAAAUACGUUCGCGAGGACCAGGACUUGGAGCUGACGUCAUCAGAGGUGGCGCGGCGGGAUCGCCUCCGCCGCCGGCUUGACGAGCACCUGACCCAGCUCCAAACUCUGCAACAACAACGAAAAGCGGAACAGCAGCAGCGGAGUGGGCCAGCGACCGCAGCGGAAAAGACGGGUGCCUCUGGGCUUCGGCGACGGCUCGAAGAAGGUGCUCGAGAAGCUAGUAGGGAGGGGCGAGCGGCAGCUCAUGGAGACCACCUUUACCAACGGCAGCCCCCCGCGGGUAGCGGGGGCGCAGCGGUAGACUUCGGUAGCGGUAGCGGUAGCGGCGGAGACAGGGCUGAGGAGGACUUAGGCGCGCUCGGCGGUGGAGCGGAAAGGGCGGACGGCGGCCGAAGAGCGUUGUCGGCGGUGCAAGACGCGACGGGGGGGG